UUAAACUUGCGUUUUUCUCUACAUCACUAAGUUUUGAUGUAUGUCAUCAUAUCUUAGCCUUCAAGCCCUUUCGUUCGUCAUCCACUAAUAAUAGUUAAAAGAGAAUAGAUAAGGAAUCUUUCUUUUCUAAACAAUUGUUUGUUUUAUUAAUUGCAUUAGAAAUAAGAAUUAUGUCUUCACCGCGCCCUAAAUCUCCCAGAACCCCGGUUUUACCUAAAAAAGAGGAUAAAGAGGAAUCAUUUUGGGAUAAAAUCGGCACAAUUGGUCGUAAAAAGCGCAUAAAGGAAGUUCAGGAAGUUCAAGCAGAAGGCAAAUAUGCUAUUGAUUCACCUGGAAGUCCUACAGCUCCAGAAAUUCCUCCUGAGGAGUACAGCCUGUUGGACAAUGAAGAAAGAGCGAUCAUUGAGCCCCGCUCUCUUGAAGACCCAAGAGUGAAAGACUUAAUUCAGGUCUUGAUUGACUGGAUCAAUGAUGAAUUAGCUGCACAGAGAAUUAUUGUGAAAGACAUUAGUGAGGAUCUCUACGACGGUCAGGUGUUACAGAAGCUGUUGGAAAAACUGACAGAGACGAAGUUGGAUGUCCCAGAAGUUACACAAUCUGAAGAGGGCCAGCGUCAAAAGCUCGCUAUAGUUCUGAGAGCUGUCAAUAGGGUCAUCUAUGGAACUUCAAAGCCAGUACAGAAGUGGAGUGUGGAUUCGAUUCAUUCAAAGAAUGUUGUGUCCAUUUUGCAUUUGUUGGUAGCGCUUGCUCGCUAUUUCCGCGCACCGGUCCGUCUGCCAGAAAACGUUAGUGUCAACGUGGUUGUUGUGAAGAAGGAUGCGCCCAACCAGCUCUCCCAUAGGACUUAUAUUGAAGAUAUAACGACCACUUACGAUGACCUUGGUAUGAAGUGCGAGAGGGAUGCUUUCGACGCACUAUUUGACCACGCCCCCGACAAACUGCAAGUUGUUAAAAAAUCACUAAUCACAUUCGUUAAUAAACACCUCAGUAAAGUGAAUCUCGAAGUUAUGGAUCUCGAUAGUCAAUUCCACGAUGGUGUGUACCUUGUAUUGCUUAUGGGCCUACUGGAGGGAUAUUUUGUGCCACUUUUUGACUUCCACCUGACUCCACAAGACUUUGAUCAGAAAGUACAUAAUGUUUCCCUGGCAUUUGAGUUGAUGCAAGAUGCUGGGUUGGCCAAACCCAAGGCUAGAUCUGAGGAUAUUGUGAACCUUGAUCUUAAAUCUACACUGCGUGUGCUGUACAAUCUUUUCACGAAAUACAAGAACCAGCCCUAAUCUGCGACUAUCAUUGUGUUCAAUGUUCAUAAUUAAUAAUUCUAUAUAUGUAUUAAAAAUUGAAUUGCUUACUUAAUUAGUAAUCAACUAACAAAUUCUAUUAAUUUAUUAACAAAUUAACGUGCCUUAAUCAAUAUAUUAAAUAAUAUGAAUAUU
This is a messenger RNA of Danaus plexippus (monarch butterfly), 1433 nucleotides long. RefSeq names its product beta-parvin (gene parvin). Gene Ontology annotation, molecular function: actin binding. Lineage: Eukaryota; Metazoa; Arthropoda; Insecta; Lepidoptera; Nymphalidae. The record is from RefSeq and is a predicted model, not a curated record. The coding region runs from base 171 to 1277 and encodes 368 amino acids. Gene Ontology annotation, cellular component: focal adhesion; actin cytoskeleton; cytoplasm. The transcript has 8 exons. Gene Ontology annotation, biological process: cell projection assembly; actin cytoskeleton organization; establishment or maintenance of cell polarity.